Molecule: messenger RNA, 4836 nt
Organism: Durusdinium trenchii
Lineage: Eukaryota; Dinophyceae; Suessiales; Symbiodiniaceae
Source: the annotation of a GenBank genome assembly
AUGAAGGAUCGCUUCCGCAUCUAUCGCGAUGUGAUCGCCUUCUGGAUCUUGGGGCUUUUGAACAACUUCCUCUACGUCACCAUGAACGCUGGGGCUGAGAACAUCAACGAGGCGGGGAUUGCCUUGGUUUACCUCGCGAACAUCCUGCCGACGCUUUUGGUGAAACUCACAGGGCCUUAUUGGUUCCACUACGUGAGUUACAGGUGCCGCAUGAACUUCAUCGCCAUUCUGAUGGUCUUUUGCCUUUGCAUCGUGGCCUGGGGCGACAGCACCAGCAUCAAACUCCUUGGAGUGGCGAUCUGCUCCUUGGCCUCGGGCGUUGGUGAGGCCAGCUUAUUGGCCAUGGCAAGCUUUUAUGAAACAAAGCCCUGCUUGGCUGCCUGGUCUUCGGGCACUGGCUUCGCUGGCAUUGCUGGGUAUGCCUGGUCCCUGGCAUUCGACGCCAUGAACACCUGCUUCCAGGUGCAACUCAUGGUGGCCCUUUGGAUCCCCAUCGCCUGGUAUUUCACCUUUUUCUACCUGCUUGGUCCGCCUUGGAUUGACAAGGAGCGUGGUGCUGAGGAACUGGCCUGCGGCGAAAGCGAGGAAGAGGUGGUCUCCAGCUCCGAGUCCGUGUCCUCGAACGCCUCCAGCGAGCAUAGCGCCUCGGAGGUCAUCACUGGGCAGCUCAGCGCCAAGGAACGGUUCUGCUUCAUUGCGGGGCUUUGGCCCUACAUGGUGCCACUCUUUCUGGUCUAUGCGGCCGAGUACACGAUCCAAGCUGGCUUUUGGGCGGCUAUGGGCUUCCCCGUCACGAACCGAUCUUCGCGCCAUGCGUGGUACAAGUGGGCCAAUUUCACGUAUCAGAUCGGCGUUUUCAUCUCCAGGUCCUCCUUCGUGCUGAUUUGCAAGAGUCGGAAAAUCUUGUGGUUGGGUGGCAUUCUUCAGGUCAUCAUGGUGGGCUUCUUUGGUGCAGCCGCCACGACACCCUUUGGAGAUUGGUGGCUUAUCGCGCCGGCCUUGUUCGUGGGUUUCUUGGGUGGAGGUGUCUAUGUGGGCGCUUUCACCUUGAUCUCCCAGGAGCAAGACCCAGCCUUCGUGGAGUUGGCACUCUCCAGUGCUUCAGUGGCCGAUACCUUCGGCAUCAUCACAGCAAAUAUCUUGGGCUUGAUCGUGCAGGGCUGCGUUUUUGGGCAGAUGAAGGUCUUGGACACACGACCUGACUUCACCUGUGGCUAUGAGAUUUGGGCACACAUGAACCGCACCUCGCUGAGAAUGGCCGGAGCUCAGAUCGGUGAUCCGUGGUUGCGUGACGUGGACGUGGAUGAUCGAGCGAUGGGUCGCCUGGGCGACCGCGGCGCCAACUGCGGAUCACGCCUGGCGGCCAAGUUCUGGUCGAUGAAGAUGCGCUUAUUGCUCUUUGCAUCCUUCAUGGCUUGGAGGUUCCGCCUGGCGCGGGAGAGCUCGGCACAGCUGCGCAAGGCCUUGGCCGAGACUGAGGCGGCCCACUUCGCCUUCGCCUCCCGUGGGCUCAUGCUGUCCGAUGCCUUCCGACGGUGGCGGCGCUGGGCGGCGGAUCUGAGCUUCCAACGCUCGGUGAGUGCGCUAUUGAGCCGGACGACGGGCCCUGGCCGCGUGCUGGCCGUGGUCUCCUCGAUCGAGGAGAAGCGGCGACGCUUGCUGUGCAUGGAAGCCUUCUUGAGGUGGACCACGGUGCUUCGCUGGAAGAGCUCUUCCCCCAAGGCAGCUCAAACAGCCCAGGCGGCGGCGGUCUUCGACCGUUCGGCGGCCUUUCUGAAUCCUGCACCCUUGGGCUUGCUUCGGAUAUGGCACUUUGCUGGCCCCUCCAGCUGUUGCAAAGCACGGCUGUUGACAUCGGCCUCGGAGCUGCCGAAGCCGGAUGCUGCCUGGUGGCCGGACCUGGCGAGAGGUCAUCUUGUCGCACAGCUCCGCUCGAGUGAAGCCUUCUUGGCACUCGACCGGGCCUGGGCAUUGCUGCACCUGCGCCCGGAACAAGCGAAUGCCGCCACACCUGAAGGAAAACCAAUGACCUUGGCAGUGAAGAAAGGCUGCCGCGGGGUCGCGGAGCUCUUGCGGAGUCAGGGUGCAGUGCUGAAUCCAGGAGCCGCCAAUGCCUUACUCCAUGAGGCAGCGUCCACAGGCAACUUGAAGUGCUUGGAGCUUUUGCUGCUGGAUUCCACUGGCCGUGUUCGCUCCAACUGUUGGGCCUCACCCAAUGCGCGGCCCUCCAAGCACGGCGGCACUGCCUUGGACGCGGCAGAGGCCAAGGGCCACGAGGCCUGUGCUCAGCUGCUACGGAGCAUCGGUGGAAGACAUUCCAUCCAACGUUCAGCGGAGCUGGCGCUGCCCGACACGCUGCGCCAGUGGCUGCAGGAAGGUGCAGAUGUGGAGGAGCGCGAUGGCAGCGGUGCCACGCCGCUCUGGUUGGCCGCCAAAGGCGUCAAGGGCACCGAGCAGCAACGCAGCGAGUGUAUUCAGCUGCUUCUGGGCGCACAAGCGACGGUGGACGCCUUGCCCAUCACGCAGGAGACACCACUGAUGGUUGCAGCUCAAAGAGGCUCUGUCGCCCAUUGCCAGCUGCUGUUGCAGGCCCGCGCGGAGGUGCACCGCAGCGACCGACGAAACCGAAGAGUCCUGGAGCAUGCGAAAGGGCCGCAGGUCAGGCAGCUACUGCAGUUGGCCGAGAUGGAUGAUCCAGGCGUGUCUUCCCGCGACGGCGACGGCGACGGACAGCGGGGCAACGCCGGUGCCGAUCUGACGAGCCUUCAGCUCAAGGACUGGGCAAGGCGGCCGAUCGCCGUGGGGCGCGCCAUCGCCCUGGGGCUAUUGGCAGUGAUCCACCCCGCCUGGACGGUUGCGGCGGCGGCGCCUCCCGUGACCAUGCGGGUCAGCAGUGCUCCACAAGCUGUGCGUGCGGCGUCUUGCCCCAGCUGUGGCAACGUCUAUCUGCCUGAUUCCAUCUUCUGCCGCCGAUGCGGCCGGAAGCGGGAUUUGGUGUCCCUGGACAUCAUGCGACCCUCCUCGGUGACCCUGCCGCAGGGCGCGACCAGAACCGCUGCGCCGGUCACAGUCCCCGUGACCGCUGCCCCGGUGACGGUCCCAGUGACCGCCUUCGCCCCGGUCACCGUGACCGGCGGCACGGCGUCGCCCACGUCGGUGACCUCCAUCCGCGGAGAGGACGGACGGGUCGGUGGAGGAGGUCUCCAGCCCGCGAUCGCAGAUGAGGCAGCACAACGGCUGUGUUGGGCGCCCAUGCGAGGUCGGUCCGUCCACGUGCUCCACCGUCGCCAUGGCGAAGCCACCCACGCGGCGCGCGGUGGAUGGUCGAAGCGACGGUGGCGGGGCGGAGUGGAGCAGGGCACGGCCCGGCACGGCUGGGCACAGUUGAAUGUAGGACCUCGUAGCUUUAUGCCGCGCAAGGGCCUGGGCUGUGCCUGGGCCGCGCUGGCAUUGUUUCUGCAAGAGCUGCCAGACGUCCCCCGUUCGGAGCUGGAAGACCGCGACGAAGGCGAUCCCCUCUUCUUGCUCAUCAGGGCUUCUGCACGUGCAGCCGCCUGGCAAGCCGGCCUGGCACUGGUGGAGGAUCAAAGACAACUGCCGCAGCGCACCCUCAAUGCGCUUCUCAAAGCUGUCGCUGCACAGCAACAGUUUCAGCAGGCAUUGACAUUGUUGCCUGCCGAUCCGCAUGCAAGCAGCUGGCAGGCGCUGCUGGGCGCGGCGGUGAGCACCUCUUGUUGGGAGCACGCCAUCGCCUUGCUCCAGUGCUCCGCACGUCCCAGCGGCCGGGCACUGAGCGCCUGUGGCAGCGCGCUGGCGCGGGCGCGGAGAUGGGCUGAGGCGCUGUGGCUCAUGGAGGCCGCGCAGAAGCCCGUUCCAGCGGCCUUCCUCACGGCAGUGCUCGGCGCCUUGGGCAAGGUGAGGAAGUGGCAGCUGGCGCAGGCACUGCUGAAGGAGUCGUCGGAGUCAGUCGAUCGGACAGCCUACAAUGCGGCGUUGCAGGCGGUAGGAUGGCAGCGUUCCGCGCAAUUGCUCCGAGAGAUGCAGAAGCAAGGUCUUCUGCCGGACCUUUUCAGCUUCGCCACGCUCCUGAGCACUUUGUCCCGUGCCGCUGCGUGGGAGCGCGCCCUGCUCGUCGCGGAGGACAUGUCUGCGUCCUCAAUCUCCAGCGAUGCCUUGAGCAGUGGGGCCCUCUUACAUGCCCUGUCCAAAGCCUUCCGCUGGCGUGAAGCCCUGGUGUUUCUGGACGAGAAACCUCCUGGAGCGGUGCGGCCACUAGAGAUGUUGGAAGCGUUGGCCGCUUGUCAUGGCGCUGGCAGCUCGGUGCCGGCGAUGGCCCUUCUCCGGCCCUGGGGGCGCAGGCUGCCCCUCUUUCGGCCCCAUGUCACGCUCACUGGCCGCUGCCAGGGAGAGGGCGAGGUGGCGGCCUUGGAGGAGACCCUGCAGUCCUAUGGAAUGCUUCUCCGGAAAGCCCGGGAGGUGCCUCUGGGCGCCCUGGGCCUCCGUGGGCGCCUGGACGAGCUUCGCCGCGGCCGUGUCCCGCGCGUCGGACGCGCGCGCGGAGGGUUCCGUGCGGCGGCAGACGUGGAAGGCAACCCUAUGCUACGGGGCUCUGAACUUUCUGGCCCUGCUGCUCAAGCACAGUCAUUGGCAACUUGGUGUUCCUUCCGUUUGCGUUUGAGAAGAGGUCGGAUCCUGACGAAGUGGGGCUGGACCAAAGCAGCUUCAGCUGUGCGCUGCGAGUCAGAAAACGACAUGCGGUGCAACGACAGUGCUUGGGAAGCUGCCCUUAGAGUGUGGUUUGGUCUGAAACAACACCAACAAAGACUUGGUUUGUGA